AUGGCCGUUAUCUCGCGACGCACAAAGCGUCGUUUACGAUCUAUCGCUAUCCUCCUCCUCAUCUGCACCUUCAUAAUCUACUCUAUUCUCCCUCACGAUUCAGCUAUACGCCUGGCUCUUGUCUUCAAUGUCUCGCGCUUCUUCAACUUCCUGCGCGGCACGGCAACAGAUAAAGACGCAUGGCUUUGGAAAUCACCACGGUAUACCGUUGAUCUGAAGAAAGAUGUGGGAUAUCUGAUCAAAACAGGCUAUGGAACGCGUCACCGAGUGGCCGAGCAGAUAGCUGCCUUUAAGGCAACUGGGGGCUACCUUGGAAAAGAAGGCGAGAGUUUCCUCGUUGUGGGAGAUUGGACGACAGUAAAUCAGACAGAUGCGGACUUGAUAGGCGUGACAGUGCACGAUGCUAUCAAGAGAGUCAUGGAAACCAAGAUCAGAGGUAAGGUGGAUGGCUAUCCCAGGCUGGUCAAGUAUAGAAGCCUUCAAGCAAGUCUCCAAGCAGGAGACGAGGAUGUGGCUUUGAAAAUCGGGCAAAGCUAUGGGUGGGAGCUCGAUGCGCUCAAGUUCAUCAUGGGUAUGGAGAUGAUAUAUCAUGAGCUGCCUGGUAAAAAGUGGUACAUCAUAUUGGAUGAUGACACCUUCUUGAUUAGACCAUCUUUGGAGCUUCUCAUGAGCCAUAUUGAUUACCGGAAGCCCCAGUAUAUUGGCAAUGCAGUAGGCGACUACAAGGCGCGCUUCGGACAUGGAGGAUCUGGCAUUCUGAUCUCCGGAGAAGCAAUGCGCCGCUUGUUUGAGCAUCCGGGCAUCGUACAGGAAGCAUAUGCCGAGUCCAUGACCGAGACAUGGGGGGACCGGCUGGUAGCAACGACGUUACAGAAGCUGGGGAUCUACAUCGAGGAGGCGUAUAAUCAUCACUUUAACGGUGAGCCUCCGUCAAUCACGCGGAUCUGGGGUGAUCGGUUCUGUUCGCCCCUGGUUUCUUUCCACGGCCUUCGAAAACCCGGUGAGAUGCGCCGAGUCGGUGAGACACUGGCAACGAGAGAGCAGCCGGUGCUAUGGCGCGACGUCUGGCAGCUUUUCGGAGGGUCAGCCAUAUCGGCGCUUGAGAGCCGGCGGACUGAGUUGACGGCGGAUCAUGUGGGCAAGCCGGACGAGCACACCCGCUCGUGGGGCGACGUCAGGAGUGCCAAUGCUUGUCAAAAGCGCUGUGAACAAAGCGGUCGACGCUGCUUGGCAUGGACAUAUGAGAUGGAGAUUGAGAGGUGCCACACAAGUCCUUGGCUGCUACUGGGGGCGGACGGCGCUACAGGCAAGGCAUCGGGGGUGAACUGGCCCCAGGUGAAGCCACUGCUGAACAGCUGCAGAAAAUAA
Fusarium sp. VM40 is the source of this 1368-nucleotide messenger RNA. Lineage: Eukaryota; Fungi; Ascomycota; Sordariomycetes; Hypocreales; Nectriaceae. The record is from the annotation of a GenBank genome assembly.